UUGUGUAAUAUUUUAAAAUUAAAAAUGGUCUUUAACAGCAAAUAUGAAGAUGUACAGGUUAUGCGGUAUCCCAAAGAAAAUUCUGGAAAAUUGAUGAAGGAAUUUAUGAAGGUUAUAGAAGAAAAGUACGAUAGAAAAUUUGAAGGAUAUAAAGAUUUUCAUAAGUGGACUGUGGAUUACCUAGAAGAGUUUUGGACAGAAAUGUGGGAAUUUACAGGAGUGAUAGCUUCGAAAAAAUAUGAUAAGGUUAUAGACCUAAGUGUGCCUAUGAAUGAACCCCCUGAAUGGUUUUCUGGAUCAAGAUUGAAUAUUGCAGAAAAUUUAUUAAAAUACAGAGAUGAUCAUGUUGCCCUAAUAUGUGCAAGUGAAGAUAAAGAGCCAGAAAUUAUCACCUAUGCCGAUAUGUAUGAAGAAGCCAAGAAAUACUCUGCGGCGUUCAGAAAGCUAGGUCUGAGAAAGAAUGACACAGUUGCUUGUUAUAUGUCCAAUAGAAAGGAGCCUAUCUUUGCAAUGCAAGCGGUUACAAGCAUUGGAGCGAUUUGGGGAGCGGCCCUACCACUCUUUGGUUCACAGGCAGUACUGAGCAGAUUCAAAUUAGUUGAACCAAGAGUACUUUUAACCGUCGAUAGAUUUUUGCAAAAUGGAGAAGAAAUAAAUUUGCUCCCUAAAGUUAAAGAAAUUGUUGAAGGUUUGCCAUCAUUGGAAAAGGUGAUAAUUGUUCCGUCACAGAAAACAUCUAAACAAAAGGAUAUCAGCAAUAUUAGAAAUAGUUGUUUUUUGGAUGAUUUUUUGGAAACAGGUUAUACGAACGGUUCAGUUCCUGAUAUAUUGUUUGAACAGCUAUCGUUUUCCCAUCCAGCAUUUUUAAGUUUUACUUCUGGAACGACAGGACAGUGCAAAGCUAUGACUCAUGGAUUUGGAAAUCUUUUGGCGUCCUACAGAGACUUUUACCUGCAUGCUGAUGCCUCAAGAAAUAGUAUUUGGUUCUCCAUGUCUCCGGCUGGUUGGUCUUCGUGGAAUAUGAUGGCAACUUUGACUUUCACAGGAUUGACGAUACUUCUAUAUGAAGGAGUACCAUAUUUUUCUAGUCCGACAGCUACGUGGGAUAUGGUGGACCAAUUUAAAAUAACUCACUUUUUCUUGGCCUCGAGUGUAUUAGAAGAAUUAAACAAACGAAAUUUUGCCCCAGGUCCAAAUAACCAUUUGUCAUCUUUAAAUUCAAUAUUUACUGGAGGAAGUGUUGUUAAACCCAUAGAUUAUGACUUCAUUUACAACAAAGUAAAGAAAGAUGUGAAUUUUUCUUCAGUAUAUGGUUCAACUGAAUACAUUGGAAUGUGCUUAGUUCCGGAGCAUUUGUUACCAACUCAUAGAGGAGAAAUACCUACACCAUGUUUAGGGAUGAAUAUUAUAUGUUUGGAUGAUACAGGUACGAGCGUCGAAGGGAAGGUUGGUGAAGUGUUUAUGACAACUCCAUCUCCAAAUAUGCUUUUAGGAAUAUGGGGAGACAAAGAUAAAAUAGUGCUUCGAAAAACAUAUUUUUCUAAAUAUUCAGACAAAUUUGGCAUUGGAGAUCACGCAAUUAUCAAUCCCAAAACCAAAGGAUUUACCAUUUGCGGUAGAAGUGAUGAUACAUUGAAACAACGAGGUGCAAGAUUUGGAAGUAUAGAAAUAUAUAAUAUUGUUAAUGUUUUAUCAGAGAUCGAAGAUAGCAUUUGUGUCUCGCAAAUAAACAGAAACUUAGAUUCGAGGGCAGUACUGUUUCUUAAAAUAAAAAAUGGGUAUCGAUUUGAUGAACAAUUAGUUUCAAAAAUUCAAAAUGUGAUUGAAAAAGAAUUAACAAAUGUGCACAUUCCUGAUGUGAUAUUAGAAACAAAAGAUGUACCGUAUAAUGUCAAUGGAAAGAAGAUGGAGACUAUCGUCAAGAAAAUUAUAAAUAAUAUGCCUUACAAUUCAGAAUCAGUCAUCAAUCCUGGUUGCUUAAACAGCUUCAAGAACAUUCCAGAGCUUAUAUCUUGGCAAUAAUUUUUAUUUUAAUAGUACUUGUUUGCUUGAAAAUUACGUUACACAUUCUAUAAUAAUUAUAAUAAUAAAUAUAUUUAUAUAUUUUC
This is a messenger RNA of Parasteatoda tepidariorum (common house spider), 2108 nucleotides long. The record is from RefSeq and is a predicted model, not a curated record. NCBI's taxonomy places the organism in Eukaryota, Metazoa, Arthropoda, Arachnida, Araneae, Theridiidae.